This is a messenger RNA of Pogona vitticeps (central bearded dragon), 4452 nucleotides long. RefSeq names its product Rho related BTB domain containing 1 (gene RHOBTB1). Gene Ontology annotation, biological process: small GTPase-mediated signal transduction. NCBI's taxonomy places the organism in Eukaryota, Metazoa, Chordata, Lepidosauria, Squamata, Agamidae. Gene Ontology annotation, molecular function: GTP binding; GTPase activity; protein binding. The record is from RefSeq and is a predicted model, not a curated record.
CGCCAGGGGAUUGAGAGAGCGCGAGAGCGCCCACCGGGGUUUGCGAGGGGGGCGCGCGCGCUGCUGGAGCCCCCCCCCCCCGCCUCCCGCGCCCCCCCCAAAACGUUGGCAGCAAAGUUCUGGCGCGUGCGACGGCGCGUGCGGCUCUGGCCCCUGCCGGGCAAAAAGCGCCCCGUUUGUCAGGUGAGGCGCGCGCGGAUAACCCUGACUGAGGCGGACGAACAGUAAAGAAAACUUGUGCAAGGUUGUCUCUAGCAAAAAAUCAUUUCCAGAACACACUCUUACAAUGGCUUUGCAUACCCUUUUCUUCUCUGUGUUUCUGGUAGAUGGAUGCUGACAUGGACUACGAACGACCUAACGUUGAAACCAUCAAGUGUGUGGUUGUCGGUGAUAACGCAGUGGGGAAGACUCGCUUAAUCUGUGCAAGAGCAUGUAACACCACCUUGACCCAGUAUCAACUGCUGGCAACUCAUGUCCCUACUGUCUGGGCAAUCGAUCAAUAUCGGGUCUGCCAAGAGGUUCUUGAGCGUUCCCGUGAUGUUGUUGAUGAAGUGAGUGUUUCUCUCAGGCUGUGGGACACAUUUGGAGAUCACCACAAAGACAGACGCUUUGCUUAUGGCAGGUCUGAUGUUGUUGUCCUGUGCUUUUCCAUUGCUAACCCUAACUCCCUGAAUCAUGUGAAAACUAUGUGGUAUCAAGAAAUCAAGCACUUCUGUCCUCGCACCCCUGUUGUUCUGGUUGGCUGUCAACUGGAUCUUCGAUAUGCAGAUCUGGAAGCUGUGAACCGAGCUAGAAGACCAUUAGCAAGACCGAUCAAAAGGGGAGACAUCUUGCCACCAGAAAGAGGCAGAGAGGUUGCAAAGGAGCUUGGGAUACCGUAUUAUGAAACAAGUGUGUUUGAUCAAUUCGGGAUCAAAGAUGUGUUUGAUAAUGCAAUUAGAGCUGCACUGAUCUCCAGGAGACACCUACAGUUCUGGAAAUCACAUCUGAAGAAAGUCCAGAAGCCUUUACUUCAGGCUCCAUUUCUACCUCCAAAGGCACCUCCUCCAGUUAUCAAAAUCCCAGAGUGUCCUGUCACCAGUAUCAAUGAAGCUGGAUACUUACUGGACAAUCCACUCUGUGCAGACGUCAUGUUUAUCCUUCAGGAACAUACCCAUAUUUUUGCUCACAAAAUCUACCUAGCUACCUCCUCUUCCAAGUUUUAUGACCUUUUCUUAAUGGAAUGUGAAGAAACCCCAGACUUGCCUGAUGCACACUGUCAUAAGGAAAAAGCCAGUAGAACCCUCUCGGACAGGGCAUGCAGCUUUGAAAUAAAUGAUAACGGUGAGGUGGCAACCGUAAAUUCCUCUAACACCAAACUUACAUCAUCAGUAGAUAGCAGUAAUGCUUUAACAAGGCUAGAAGUUGAAGCCGGGGAACCUAGCUACAUGAAACAAGCGCCAACAUUUUGGGGCAAAGGUUUUGUCAGCAUGCAUAAAGAAGUGCUGGUCAAUCCUGUUUCAAAGCGGACAUGUACUGUAACAGUAGUCAAGAUAGAUUCUUCCAUUCAGCCUGGGCCUUUUAAAACUGUUUUGCAGUUUUUAUAUACAGGGCAACUGGAUGAAAAUGAAAAAGAUCUCACCAGGGUAGCUCAGAUUGCCGAGAUACUGGAAGUAUUUGACUUGCGGAUGAUGGUGGAAAACAUCACAAAUAAAGAAGCCUUCAUGAACCAGGAAAUCACAAAGGCUUUCCACGUCAGAAAAGCUAACAGGAUAAAAGAAUGCCUCAGUAAAGAGACAUUUUCUGAUGUGACAUUUAAGUUGGAAGAUGGAAACAUAAAUGCUCAUAAGCCGCUGCUGAUCUGUAGCUGUGAAUGGAUGUCUGCAAUGUUUGGAGGCUCAUUUGUUGAAAGCUCAAACAGCGAGGUUGUUCUUCCAAACAUAAACAAGGCUUCCAUGCAAGUUGUUCUGGAUUAUCUGUAUACCAAGCAGCUAUCCUCCAGUCAGGAGUUGGACACACUUGAAUUAAUUGCACUGGCAAACAGAUUUUGCCUCCCGCACUUGGUUGCACUCGCAGAGCAGCACGCUGUACAAGAGCUGACCAAAACAGCAGUGAGUGGUGUUAGCACAGAUGGCGAGGUCCUGUAUUACUUGGAAAUAGCCCAGUUCCACAAUGCUAACCAGCUGGCAGCUUGGUGCUUGCACUAUAUCUGCACCAACUACAACAGUGUUUGUUCCAAGUUCCGAAAGGAAAUCAAAACUAAAUCUCCUGACAAUCAGGAAUAUUUUGAGAGACACCGGUGGCCUCCUGUAUGGUACCUUAAGGAAGAAGAUCAUUUCCAACGUGUAAAAAAGGAGAGAGAAAAGGAAGACAUUGCGCUGAAUAAACAUAACUCAAAACGGAAGUGGUGCUUCUGGAAUUCCUCCACUGUAGUUGUUUGAGGAAAGAAGAGACACAUCUAUCAAAAGUGUGGCUUGAACUGGAAAACUUUGCUUUGAAAGAAUUCUUGUUAGAACCCGCACUGGGUUCAUUGAGAGCUGUUCUUGUGUCACUGGGGAAAAAAUGGGGAUUGGGUGAAUGCUGCUUUUUAAAAUCUCUCCCAUUUAUUUCAGUGGUGCUUACAAAGGGGGUUAUCUAGAAGAUAGUUUGAGGCAAUGGAUUUUAUUCCACCUGUGUGCAUUUAUCAUUUGUAGACUCAACAAGCACAAGCUCACCAGGAGUGCAAAAAAAAAAAAAAAUCACAAGCAGCUCCUUAAAUAAUGUCUACAAUACUGUAUAAACUAGUAUCACACACACACACUCUUUCUCUCUAAUAACAAACCCAGCAUUAAAGGUUUACUCUCCUAAAUGGAAAGUAUUUUUAUACUGUUGUUGUGAAGGUCUUUAAAACUGUAUUUCUAGGUUGUUUUCUUUCACAGACCCACAAAAUCAUCAUGCAAGUGAGUCUAAAUUAGAUUUUCCCCAUUUGCAAGUACAGUGGAAAUGAACCACAUAUCUAAUGAGCCUCCCUGCUAGAAAUAUUCAGCUUAGCAACAAACUAACUUUUGCUAGGCAACUGACUUCAUUCUCCCAUCUGUUUCUCCCAGGUACUACUAUUCAUAAUGGUUAGAUGCUUAUUUUUAAAGUAGUGGGAUAGAAGAGUAUCGAACAACAACAGAGAUAUUCAGAAUGUAAACCUUUUAUUAGCAGAGGAGUAUAAAGUGUAAUUUAACUUUGAGUUGCAUGCUGGAAUAUGUUUUUUUCCAGUAUUUAUGAUUUAAAGACUGAAGACAAUAAUCCUGUGAAAUAUCCCUUUUUGUGCAUCCCCAGGCUGAAAAUGUCUGUUUUCAUGAAAAUCUUCUUUAAAUAACCAGAAAAAUGUAAACAUAUGUUUUCCUCCACUGCGGAUUCCAUAAUGACUUAAAUCCCAAGGCAGCAAUGUUUUGUUAUAAUUAUUUGGAUUUUUAAAAUGUACAGUUGCCCAUGCUUUUUUUUUUGCAAGAAACAUCUGCCUAGGAGGAAAUAUCUGUAUCAUUGUGAACAUUCACCUGUUAAGGGCUGCUCAUAUAAGUUGGUCUCUUACAUUUUCUUCAUUAUUCUAACAAAGAGCGGCAAUUUUCCUGCAUUGCACCAACGCUAGCGAGGCCUAUAUCUUAGCAUUGGAACAGGCAUAUGAGCAGUUAGUGGUAGGCAUGACCACUGGGUGUUGUCUGAGGUGCAUAAAUGCCCUUACCACACAUAUCCAUCCAUUUGUAUGUAGAGUGAACAUGUCAGCAGUCCAUAUGGCAGGUACUAACUCAGAAUGCGCUAACUAACAGAGCAAAUUGCACAUGAAAUGUCUAUACACCAAGAGCCACAGGUGCUGUGGUAUCUGUCCAGCUCUUUAUGCUAUCCAGAUAAGGUACCCAAGUGUGUGCUGCCUUUUGACCAAGUUGUAAAAGUAUUGUCAGGAAGAGCCCAAAUCUUUUGUCAGUGCAUUUUUUGUGCAAAAAAUGUACUGCCCACUAUCUGCUCCAGUUACAGUUCUUAAUAUGUGAGCAGCUUCCUUACUUAGACAGCCAAUCUAGUAUAGUAGGUAGUGUGCUGGACUUAAGACUUGUGAGAUCUGGGUUCAUUUCCCUGGUCAGCCUGAAGCCUACCUUGGGCCAGACGCUCUUUCCCUUCUAAGCUACCACAAAGACUUGCUGUGAGAGGAUGAAAUGAGAUAUGCCUCCCCAUCUGUGUACUCUGAGCUGUUUAGCAGAAGGGUAGCAUAGACUUGAAAUUAAAACGGAGCUGCAAAGGGAGGGCCACAGUCUAAUGCUUUUGCUAUUUACAUGUCAUCAAGCUAUUACCUUCCAGGCACCUGGAGAGAGGGCAUCUUCAUUUUUGUCUCUUUUUAUUGUUCCUUCCUUAUGUUGUGCUCAGUAGUAGUCAUCCACAUCUCUCUUUUUGACCUUAGCCCCACUGUUGUGGGCUAGAAUUCCAUAGUCAAUGGGAUAACUGUAUUCCUUU